Messenger RNA from Lolium rigidum, 707 nucleotides. RefSeq lists its product as uncharacterized. NCBI's taxonomy places the organism in Eukaryota, Viridiplantae, Streptophyta, Magnoliopsida, Poales, Poaceae. The transcript is spliced from 4 exons. The coding region runs from base 160 to 531 and encodes 123 amino acids. The record is from RefSeq and is a predicted model, not a curated record.
CUUGCACACGCCGAUUAGCCUCACGAUGUGUGGGUGCUCAAUUCUGCUCAGCACUAGAACCUGGGGAGUUCCAAAUACGAUUGGCAUUUCAUCCAUUUAUGAUAAUGCAUUUCAGGAGAUGUUUCUCCAAGUACUGAGCUUCCUGCAGAUCAUACGGGAAUGGAGCAAAAGUUGAUGUUAUUUACACAAGAGCACAAACUGCAUCUUUUGAAAGUUAUACGUGUUCUUCUGACCACAUAUAAUUCAUCGGCAUUGCCUUUGAGGUUCACAAGACCAGCAAGAAUGUCAUCGUGUGUAAGAUGGAGAUCUUGGUAUUUCUGUGAAAUUUCCACUACUUCCAAGAAGCUGGUGUACAUGCCUGCCGUGGAUGAUUGUCUUUUGAUGCUUAGCAAUGAAGCUGUCCAAUUAGAUGGUGAUCAUCACAGGUCAUCCCAUCUGCCUAGCUGGCAGUGCCCAUCAAAGGGUUGCUUUCAAGAUGCGGAAAAAUUGUUCAGGAUAUGUAAUUCUGAUAUGAUUGGACAUUUGCAGUAGAGUUCUUUCUAUGGAGAUGGCUCUCACAUAGUUCUUGCUCUCAAGCUGUCAAUAUAGUAAUGUACACCAUGACAUCUCCUGAUUUUUGUAAGCAUGUACUGACCAGAAUAUACCAGCAUUAUACCUUGAGCUACUAUACAUGAAGAUUGAGGGUGCAGCUUGUAUCCAUUGAAAUC